AUGGGCCCAAAAGAAUCUACGCUUUCACCUGACCAAGUAAUAGAAAGCCUAAAAGAAAAGAUAGACCAAUUAGAAUUGCAAAAAGAUAUAGAAACGCUGAAAUACUCGAAUCUACAAAUAAAGAUUGGGUUAGGCGAGAUCAAUGAGACUAUCAAUAAAACUAAAAACAAUCAUGAAGUUAACGUAGCAAUAAGGGCCAAAGGUAAGCUAAUUGGCAUUGUAGAGCAGCCAGAGAAUAGAAAUAAAUGACAAGAUGCAAUUAAUACGGCUAAAAAAAGAGUUGAUUAUUGUGAUAGUGAAUGCCAACAAUUUAUAUGGCAUAAUUCUAAUGAAGAUGAGGUAAACGCAGCACGAAGAAUUAAAAGAGCUUUGGGAAGAGAGUAA
This is a messenger RNA of Blepharisma stoltei, 384 nucleotides long. NCBI's taxonomy places the organism in Eukaryota, Ciliophora, Heterotrichea, Heterotrichida, Blepharismidae. The record is from the annotation of a GenBank genome assembly.